Symbiodinium natans is the source of this 357-nucleotide messenger RNA. The record is from the annotation of a GenBank genome assembly. Lineage: Eukaryota; Dinophyceae; Suessiales; Symbiodiniaceae.
AUGACAUUGCGGGCCGCCUUUGAAGCAGCCAAGGUUGGAUUUCCAGACCAAGACUUCACGAUAGAUAUUUUGCUGACGGAUUCCAAUGCUGAGGUGCUGCCAGGGGCGCUGCAUGCAGAUCAGAGAAUAUCUGUGGUUGUCAGCAUAAUUCUCCCGGGGCCAGCUGUGCCAGCGUGGGUGGGCCAAAAUCCCUCGCUGACUGUUGGGAACUCGGACAAGUUUCUCUUGGGAGCGAAAUGGAGCGAAGAGGGUGCACAAAAUGAUGUCAAGGAGUGGGAGCAGAUGGUCUGGGUCGAGAAGCAGCUCAAGGCGUCGGAGGCUACGUGGCAGGUGAUUGCCGCCAGGCCUCAGAAGUAA